Molecule: messenger RNA, 669 nt
Organism: Coffea eugenioides
Lineage: Eukaryota; Viridiplantae; Streptophyta; Magnoliopsida; Gentianales; Rubiaceae
Product: U-box domain-containing protein 12-like
Exons: 3
Coding region: 1-669 (222 amino acids)
Cellular component (GO): nucleus; cytoplasm
Source: RefSeq, a predicted model, not a curated record
AUGGAAGCCCUUCUAUCUAAUGAACGGGAAGCUCAGAUUUUAGCUGCCAGAGAACUUGGUAAACUCGCAACCAAACUAAGACAGAAGUUACCAGAAAAAGGGAUCAUUUCUCGGCUCGUUAUGAUGCUUCGUACGCAAGAUUAUGAAGCCACUGAAGCGGCACUCUGCUCUACUUUGUCUAGCUUUUCACAAAACAAGAUCCGAAUUGCAAAUUCUGGUGCCAUACCAGUAUUGCUGGAGAUCAUUCAAUGCCAAAAAGAGUCAUUGAUUGACCUUGCAGCAGCAGCCCUCUUGGUUCUUCCUUCUUGCUCCGCUAACAAGCUAGCAAUCGCAGCAUCUGGGGCUAUCCCGAUCCUGUUCGGAAAACAAUCAGAGAUGAUUGAGAAGGCGAGGGCAUUAUUGGAGAAGAUGGUUUCCUUGUCAGAGAUUGCACUGAAGGAGGUUGCUGAGACUGCAUCUCUUGUAAUCCACUUUCUAGUGGAGGCCAUCGAAGAAGGUACACCACUAUGCAAAGAGCACGCUGCAGCUAUGUUACUGGUCAUGUGCCAAAGCUGUAGGGAUAGAUGCAAAUCCAGAGAUUGGCAAAAAAUUUUGGGGUUGCAGAAAGACAGAGGGAAGAAGAAGAAGAAUGUUGGUUUUCAUCCGUUGCAACAAUUUUUGUUCCGUUAA